Cladophialophora immunda is the source of this 2539-nucleotide messenger RNA. RefSeq lists its product as uncharacterized. The coding region runs from base 337 to 2343 and encodes 668 amino acids. NCBI's taxonomy places the organism in Eukaryota, Fungi, Ascomycota, Eurotiomycetes, Chaetothyriales, Herpotrichiellaceae. Gene Ontology annotation, cellular component: vacuolar membrane. Gene Ontology annotation, biological process: amino acid transmembrane transport. Gene Ontology annotation, molecular function: amino acid transmembrane transporter activity. The transcript has a single exon. The record is from RefSeq and is a predicted model, not a curated record.
AUCAGAAACAGCUUCCUUGGAAUUCGCCGCUGCUGGUUAUCGUCGGUUAACAAUGAAUGUUUCCAUGAUCUACCACUAGCUCAUGAUUUGGAGUAGAUUUCUAUCCUUCCAGUAUCCCAGGAAAUUUUCCCUUUCCUUUUGGUUCAACAUUCCUUGACUCGAGAAUUGUUUGUACUACUAUCUUCCUGAGCCGGGGAGAUCUUGUGGAUUGUCUAUUUGUUUACUGUGUAUCUCAUGAGCUUCAUCAGACAUGCUUUGACCUGACAGAUUGUGAAUCCAGACCAUUAACGUCAUCUCUGCACCUCUGAAUCCUCCCUCUGCUCUGUUCUGCUCGCAAUGAGCGCAAAAUCCAGACAGGCUCCCACGAGUUGGGACGCCUACGAGCGUGGUCGUGCAUCUUCCUUCGGUUCCCUCGAGUCUGUGCCCGAAGACGAGCAGCAUAACAAUCUCUCCUCAUCCACUCCAGCGACGCACUAUAUUCCUCCAUUGCAUGCGGAAGACCAAGAGCACGGACGCUUACGGCGGAGAUCUUCUUUUGGCAAGAGAAUUGACCAUUUUAUGCAGAUGGGAGGGCCCAAUAGUAUCGAUAACUUUGCAAGGUCGUUCCAAAGAGCUGCGGGAUUUCGUGAGAUUACGCCGGUGCGGAGGAACUCGGUCAGCUUUUCUGAGACCGAUCAAGAAGCAGCUCCGGCCAGUCCUGAACAGAGCACAGCAGCUCCCAACAGGUCCCUUCUGAGACAACAGCUUCAAAACUACGAUUUCGGAGCCGACAAUGACUCCGCCCUGCAGGAUGAGCGAGCUCCAGGCAAUGAGGAGCCGACAGAAGAGUCAUCUCUUUUGCCUGUUGAAAGCCGGCAAACCUUCAAGUCCACGACAGGCUCUCUCGCUCCAGGCUCUCUGCUACCACAUGAGUUGGGCACAAGCUAUGGAAGUAUUUCCUCCAAGUUGACGGCGACUGCUCGGCACCGAGCAUCUAUCCUCAUUAUGGAACAGGAGGAAGCCAGCAGGCGAGCAUUGCAGGAGCCGGAGGCAUUAAAGGAAGAACCUCAUCGACAUGUUGAACGGGAGGUUCUCCCCGACGGUGAGGUCAUGGAGCGGAUAGUAGGCGAGUCAACCGUUCCUAUGACUGUCUUCAACUCCACGAAUGUGUUGAUUGGAGUUGGCAUCCUGGCCCUGCCCUUGGGUAUUAGAUACUCUGGAUGGGUGCUUGGUCUCUCCUUCUUGACUCUCGCCGCCAUCGGCACCUCAUACACGGCUAGAUUGUUGGCCAAAUGUUUGGAUUCGAACACCGGGUCAACAACGUACGGAGACAUCGCUUAUCUGGCAUUUGAUUCUUGGGGCAGGCAUUUUGUUGAAGCCUUGUUCAUCUUGGAGCUGACUGCUGCCAAUGUCGCUCUGAUCAUUCUGUUCGCCGACAGUAUGAACUCUCUGAUACCUGAUGUUUCCGUGAUCGAGUGGAAGGUCAUUAUUGCUCUCGGCCUGAUUCCGUUGAACUUUGUCCCUUUCAAAACCCUGAGUGUCACCAGUGUCAUCGGCAUCUUCUGCUGCCUGGGCAUCAUCAUUAUUGUCUUUGCAGAUGGCCUCAUCAAGCCUCGGGCCCCUGGUUCUCUGAGAGAUGUGGCCAAAACUUGGGCAUUUCCCGAAGACUGGAGAACCGUUCCGCUCAGUCUAGGUCUAUUUAUGGCUCCAUGGGGUGGCCAUAGCGUGUUCCCGGCUAUUUACAAGGACAUGCGACAUCCUCAUAAAUACGGGCGCGCUUUGAAGUACACCUACUUCUUCACUUACGGUCUUGAUCUGUCUAUGGCUGUGCUAGGAUACCUCAUGUUCGGCGACAAGGUGCGCGAUGAAGUGACAUCCAAUAUUCUCCGCUCGACCGCCUACCCUCACGUCCUAUCCGUCAUCAUUGUCGUUCUGAUCGCCAUCAUCCCUGUCACUAAGAUCCCGCUCUCAAACCGGCCUGUGAUGGACACGCUCAACAAAAAGUUCUACAUCGACCUCCGCCAGAUGGAUCCCAAGGCCCGCGCAUACAGUGAACGAUCGCUCAAACACCGUGCUGCGCGAGGGCUCAUCGGUAUAUUGGCCAACAUCAUCCAACUCGGCAUCGCCAUCGGGUUUCCCGACUUUGACAGUAUUAUGGCCCUCAUGGGCUCGGCAUUGUGUUUUACCAUUUGCAUCAUCCUGCCCGUCAGCUUUUAUCUAGUGAUUUUCAGCUCCGAGGGCAAGGAGAUUGGUUUGAUGGAGAAAAUCCUGGAUUGGGUUUUGUUGGUGGUUUGCAUCUCCCUGGCUGUGUUGGGGACUGUAUUUGCUAUUUUGCCCAAGAACAAGAUUGGGGCUUCGGUUUGACAAUACACGGACCCGAUAAGAAAAUUGGAUGUUGUAAAAGAUGGAAGAGAAACUUCACAGGCUGCCUGGACAGAUGGCCAAGCCAUGGGAGGAAUGUUGCCAGCCAGAUAAUUGAUAAUGAUACGCUUUGUAUAUAUCGCCGAGGGCACAUCCUCCGCUCUCAGACUACAAUUUCCAACAGCGCAUUGAUCCCCCA